Messenger RNA from Drosophila suzukii, 1658 nucleotides. RefSeq names its product r2d2 (gene r2d2). Gene Ontology annotation, biological process: regulation of regulatory ncRNA processing; siRNA processing. Lineage: Eukaryota; Metazoa; Arthropoda; Insecta; Diptera; Drosophilidae. Gene Ontology annotation, cellular component: cytoplasm; RISC complex; RISC-loading complex. The record is from RefSeq and is a predicted model, not a curated record. Gene Ontology annotation, molecular function: siRNA binding; double-stranded RNA binding.
UUUAUUUCUUCUGAUAUAUAUAUAUUCCGUGAAAUAGUCGUUAAGAAGACGUGUACUUUUCCUAAAAUCCAUGGAUAACAAAUCUGCCGUGUCCGCCCUACAGGAAUUCUGCGCCAAGUCGAAGAAUAUUCCACCAACGUAUGAUUUCAUAGACGGCGAGGACGGAGGAUACGUUUGUAAAGUGGUUCUGAUGGAGAUCGAGGCCUAUGGAAAUGGUCGCUCCAAGCGGGAUGCCAAGCACCUGGCUGCUGCCAAUAUUCUGCGAAAGAUCCGGAAGCUUCCCGGCGUGGGCAACCUGCUGGACGAGUGCGAAACCAAAUCGGUGGGGGACCUGUGUGAGGAGCUGACCAACCUCAAUCGGGACAUGCUGAAGGAGCUGCGUGACUACUGCGUCCGCCACGAGAUGCCACUGCCCACCAUCGAGAUCGUGCAGCAGAGCGGCACACCCAAUGCCCCAGAGUUCGUGGCUUGCUGCACUGUGGCGUCCAUAGUUCGGUAUGGAAAGUCGGAUAAAAAGAAGGAUGCCCGCCAGCGAGCGGCCAUCGAAAUGCUGGCCGUGAUCUCCAACGAGGCGGAUAAUAUGCGUCCGGAAAAAAUGCAGGUUGUGAGCACCAAGCCAACGGAGGCUCUCGAUGUUGACGAGACUCUGGAGGAUUUGGAGAUGGAGCGCAGGAAGAAAUUCAACACCUAUAGGGAGCUCACAGAUGCCGGGAGCGUUGACAAUACGGGCCUGCGCCUCUGUGAUCGCCACAACUACUUCAAGAACUUCUAUCCCGCCCUUAAGAAGGCUGCCUUUGAGGUCAUCCGUUCAGAUGAGUACGCCAGUUCCAAGGAUAAGGCUUUAAGCGUGAUGAGCGCCUUGAAGAUCACACCCUCAAUCAGUACCGUGGAGUCAUCAUCGAUGGAACCCCUGUUGUGUAUCCAGUUGAAUUGCGACUUUGAUGUGGUCUUUGUAGCUCUUGAAAGUAAGAUCUUCGAGGAGAUAAUAGAAUAUUUCGGAGUGAUGUUGAUCUAAUACUUAUAAUUUCCAAUAUAUUUUUGUGGUAUAUAUAACAUUUAUUUUUAACUAGGUCGGCUUACAAAUAAGUAAACUGUCUCGUAUUUACACUCUAAACAAGUUCAGAUAAUGCACAUAAUUGUUUUUUUUUACUUAAGUUCUAUUCGGUUAAUACAAUCUCCCACCAAUGCUGUGGGGCUAAAACAUGAAAAAGUGAUUCAUUGAAGAUCUUUGCUCAACGUCUAUGUUAACUUUGUACAAUAAUGAUAAGGCAAAACAGAUUCAAGCUAGUCGCAAAAAAAAAAAUGAGACGGGGUAUAAAGUAGCAAAUGUUAAAAUGGCACUUCCAAUAAACAUACUUUCGAGAUGGGGACUUCCCCGUAAUUUAGAGAUGGUAAAACCAGGAGUCGACGCUGCGCUGACUUUUAAUACCAAUGCUAAUCAAAUUUGAUGAAUUUAUUCGAUUUAUUUGGUCCUAAGAGUAGUCAACAGAAAAUAAGGUUAGCAAGAACCCAAAUUAACUGGUUUUUAAAAUGGAACAUAUGUAAAAUUAAUUUUUUCACAAUAUUUGCCAUUACUGUAUGCCCGGACUAUGAAGUAAUUGUAUCCCUAAUAAAUAAAUGCCUAUUACAGCUGUAUCAAUUAUAAAUUGAUAUCAUGA